Messenger RNA from Daucus carota subsp. sativus, 1460 nucleotides. Its product is annotated as NAC domain-containing protein JA2L. Lineage: Eukaryota; Viridiplantae; Streptophyta; Magnoliopsida; Apiales; Apiaceae. Gene Ontology annotation, molecular function: DNA binding. The transcript is spliced from 3 exons. The record is from RefSeq and is a predicted model, not a curated record. The coding region runs from base 116 to 1120 and encodes 334 amino acids. Gene Ontology annotation, biological process: system development; regulation of DNA-templated transcription.
CUAUAUAAUGGCUAGCCAUCCCGCAACCAAAAAAAAAGAAAAAGAAAUAAUAUUUCAAGCCUCUCUUCUCUAUCACCUCUUUGCAUCAUCAUUCUAUCUUUAGAAAUUUACGUAGAUGGGUCUGCAGGACACUGACCCUUUGUCUCAGCUAAGCUUGCCACCAGGGUUUCGAUUUUAUCCAACGGAUGAAGAGCUUUUGGUUCAGUAUUUGUGCCGAAAAGUGGCGGGUCAUCAUUUUUCUCUCCAAAUUAUAGCUGAAAUUGAUCUCUACAAAUUUGAUCCUUGGGUUUUACCUAGUAAAGCGAUAUUUGGUGAAAAAGAGUGGUAUUUUUUCAGUCCAAGGGAUCGAAAGUACCCGAACGGAUCACGUCCGAACAGAGUAGCAGGUUCGGGUUAUUGGAAAGCAACAGGAACUGAUAAAAUUAUAAUGAGUCAAGGAAAAAAGGUUGGAAUCAAGAAAGCUCUGGUUUUUUACAUCGGUAAAGCUCCCAAAGGAACAAAGACUAAUUGGAUUAUGCACGAGUAUCGACUUUCGGAACCUCAAAGAAGAAAUGGAAGUUCAAAGCUGGACGAUUGGGUUCUAUGUCGAAUUUACAAGAAAAAUUCAAGUGCACAAAAAACAUUAUCAGGAGGAAUUGUUAGUACAGAGGCUAGUCAUAGUCACGGAUCAUCAUCUUCAUGUUCUUCCCAGUUCAAUGACGUAAUGGAAGCUCUGCCCGAGAUUGAUGACAGAUUCUUCGCUCUUCCAAGAAUGAACUCUCUCAGUGACAAAUUGAAUUUCCAGAACCUGGGCUCCGGUAAUUUUGACUGGGCAGCCCUGGCAGAACAAGUUUCGGGAGCUCCAGCAGCCGCGGUAACUCAAACGCAAGGCCUAAUGAGUAACAGAAACAAUGUUGACAACACGAAUGGCUUAUAUGUUCCUUGUAAUUUAGUCUCGCAGCCUGGCGGUGUGGACACGAAGAUUGAAAGGAGUAUUGAUGAAGAAGUGCAGAGUGGACUUAGGAACCAUGGUUCGGAGUUCAUGAGCUUCAAUAACUAUUCCCAGUGUUUUACCAACGCUACUGAUCCGUUUUCUAUUCGCUACCCGAGCCAGCCCGGGAACAUGGCAUUUAGGCAAUGAAAAUAUAGGAAUUGUAGUAAGAAGAAGAAAUCAUAGAUGAAGCUGGAAAAAGGGGAAAUAUGUAAAUAAAAUCUGAUAUUCUUUGGGUGGGUUUUGAAAGGUAAUGCAAUUUUCAAAGCAAUGGAAUAGUGAAGAAAUUUGACCAUGCAAUUAGGAGGUGAUCAGGGGAGCUGAAACUUGAAACAUUGAAUUUUCACAUGUUUUUUUGGUGGCAAUAGGUGCAAUGAAUACAGUCAAUGUUUACAGAAUACUAGAAAAUGGUAGAUUGUAGUACUAGUAUUAGCAUCAAAAUUUGUACUACUAGUCUGUACCUAAUUGAAUUAUAAACUUCUUUUCUUUA